GGUACCCCGGACUCGGAGUGCGGAGGGAGCCCCUGCGCUCGAUCAGAUUGCGAUUGCUCGUCCGGAGGCUGCUUCGGUCUCGGACAGGUUCAUGACGGUGAUUGACUGCGCUGGCUGAUCUGUAUAAAUAUUGCGAGUCUGUCUGUCUGCUCGAUAUCAAUCAUCAAUCACCAACCUCCUCUCUCUCUCGCACCUACACCAUGGAAACCGCGCAAACAUUCGCCGAGUCGGCAAACGGUCUCAUCAAGCUCGAUCCCACCCGCGUGAUCGGCACCAUCGACGACAAGGUCUACUCCGGCUUUCUCGAGCACAUGGGCCGCUGCAUCUACGGCGGCAUCGUCGACUUUGACUGCACCGUGCCCGGUCUGACGAACGAGAAGGGAUACCGGCUCGACGUGGGCAAGGCGCUCAAGGAUCUCGAUAUGCCGGUCGUGCGCUACCCCGGCGGCAACUUUGUGAGCUCGUAUCACUGGCUGGAUGCGGUCGGACCGAAGGAGAACCGGCCCCGACGUCCUGAGCUGGCGUGGCUCGGUGAGGAGUCCAACCAGUUUGGCACGGAUGAGUUCAUGGAGUGGUGCGAGUACAUGGGCACGGAGCCCUACCUCUGUCUCAACAUGGGCACCGGCACGCUGGACGAGGCGCUCGCGUGGGUCGAGUACUGCAACUCGGACAAAAACACAUACUACGCCAACCUGCGCCGCAAGAACGGCCACGAGAAGCCGUACAAUGUCAAGUACUGGAGUCUGGGCAACGAGGUCUGGGGACCGUGGCAGGUCGGCCAGAUGACGGCGGAGGACUACAGCAAGAAGGCGUUCCAGUGGGCGAAGGCGCUCAAGCUGCUUGAUCCCGACAUCAAGCUUGCGCUCAUCACGCAGAUUGAUUACUACUCGAUCCAUCUGUACACUUCGCACGAGGAAUACUACAAGAACGUGACCUGCGUGGCUGCGGCCGAGCGCGCGAUCCAGAUCACCUCGCGCUUGUUGGAUCUGGCGACAAUCACGCAGAAGGCAUACGACAAGCACGUCAAGAUCUGCUUCGACGAGUGGAACGUCUGGGAUCCGAUGCGCGCGCCCGGCCAUCUCGGCGCGGAGGAGAAGUACACUCUCUCGGACGCGAUCGCGGUUGCUUCGUGGGGUAACUUGUUUGUCCGCCAGGCUCCGACGGUGGGGAUGGCGAACAUUGCGCAGUGUGUGAAUGUGAUUGCGCCGGUGAUGACUACGCCGACGGAUAUGCUGCUGCAGACGAUUUACUACCCGUUCCUGCUGUUUACAAAGUACAUGCGCGGCCAGAGCCUGAACUUGCAUGUCGAGGGCCCGACGUACAAGGGCGAGACCGGCGCGUUCUUUGGCGACUACAUGAAGUGGAUCAAGACGACCGAGCCGGCGAUCAUGCUGCUCGACGUGUCUGCUGCGAAGAAGGACGGGAUCGUGAGUAUUGCGGUCGUCAAUCGCUCGCUGGAGGAGGACGUGGUGACUGCGUUUGAGCUGGAGGGAGAGUACAAGGAGGACGUGGUCACGUACAGCGUGUACAACGACGACAUUGCUGCGGUGAACACGUAUGAGAAGAAGGAUGUUGUUGGGAUCGAGGAGAAGACGGUUAAGUUGAGCGAGUUGAAGUCGUUCACGGUGAAGAAGCACUCGUUUGUCAUGCUGCGCAUCACGCAGGCAUAA
Molecule: messenger RNA, 1670 nt
Organism: Myxozyma melibiosi
Lineage: Eukaryota; Fungi; Ascomycota; Lipomycetes; Lipomycetales; Lipomycetaceae
Product: glycoside hydrolase
Exons: 2
Coding region: 201-1670 (489 amino acids)
Biological process (GO): L-arabinose metabolic process; polysaccharide catabolic process
Molecular function (GO): alpha-L-arabinofuranosidase activity
Source: RefSeq, a predicted model, not a curated record